AUGGGUUGGCUAGGCGAUAACUCUGAGGAUAGCACGGGGGCUGUGCGGUGGGUGAUGGACGCGCUGCUCGGCAAGCGCGAGUCGCCCUCGCAGAAAUACCGACGCGAAUUUGCACAGGACGACACAAACAACCGGCUGCAGGUGCCGCGCAGCGCGGGUGCGCGGCGGCGGCGAACGGGGUCGCUGGACUCGGAGUUCCGGGCGCGCUACGAGUUGCUGCCGGACGAGACAGAGGGCGCGGGCGCAUCGCUGCUGUCGCCGGUAGAUCUGCGGCCUGCGGGUACGGCGGCGCGCGAGAGCGGGACGCCGGGCCGCGCGGGCUGGGCCGGCGGCGCGGCUGGGACGCUGGGCGGUGGUGACGGUGGCUGCGACGGCGGCCGGGACGGCGACACUUUUGGCCGCGCGCGUGGGAGCGAGGACGUGGCGUUCCGCCCACCGCGCGCCGACAACCCGCUUGUGUCCGCGCUGUUUGCGCAGCCCUCGUCGCCAGACGCGGGACUGCCCGGCUCGUUCCCGGGGCGCGCGCCACGCGCGCGCGACCCCACGCACGACUACCUGGCGCUGCUGGACCAGCUCGCGCGCAACAACCGCGACCUGCACAGCCUGCAGCAAGAUCUGGAGGCGCGCGAGGAGCGCGACCGCCGCGAGACCUCCUACCGCGACCGCUACCUGCAACUGCGCCAAGAGUUGAUCCAGGAGCUCAAACAGUCCAAGACCAUGUACGACAACUACACGGCGCUGUACGAGCGCUACAAGGCCCUCAAGGACGCCGAGCACCCGGACUACGCGGAGCUCGUCUCAAAACUGGAAGCCCAGAUCGUCGACCUCACCAUCGCCGACCAGCAGAAGGACCGCCGCCACCAGGAGGAGUUGCUGCGGCUGCAGCUACAGUACGAGGCCCGAAUACACGAGCUCGAGCGCAAGCUCAACCACCAAAACAGCACCUACACCGCGAACGACACCGCGACCCCGGCGAGCACCGUCGAUUCUGGCAGCAUAUCGCCCUACCACAAGUACAACGACACGAUAGACACCCAAUUCCUCAAUCACAUCGUCAAGUAA
This is a messenger RNA of Eremothecium gossypii ATCC 10895, 1062 nucleotides long. RefSeq names its product Bbp1p (gene BBP1). The transcript has a single exon. The record is from RefSeq and is marked provisional. The coding region runs from base 1 to 1062 and encodes 353 amino acids. NCBI's taxonomy places the organism in Eukaryota, Fungi, Ascomycota, Saccharomycetes, Saccharomycetales, Saccharomycetaceae.